This is a messenger RNA of Triticum aestivum (bread wheat), 1307 nucleotides long. Its product is annotated as oxalate oxidase 1-like. The record is from RefSeq and is a predicted model, not a curated record. Lineage: Eukaryota; Viridiplantae; Streptophyta; Magnoliopsida; Poales; Poaceae. The coding region runs from base 366 to 1040 and encodes 224 amino acids. Gene Ontology annotation, molecular function: manganese ion binding. The transcript has a single exon.
UAGCAGCAACCACCAGUGCCUCAAAGACUCUUUGAUCAACAAACUCUAGCUGAUCAGUGCUAGCUAAGUGUUAACAGCACUCUUCUCACAGAGAUCUAUUCCUCAUCAAUUAGAACUACAAGCCAUGGAUUCACCAAGGUCUAGCCAUUACAGAGGAGAGGAACACGAGAGGGGGGAGAUACAGAAGCAGAGGAGGCCGAAGCCGUCCAGUUCCUAGCCAAGUUGUUCGUAACUCUAUCCCUUGUAUUUGUAGUUGCCGUGUUGCCUGGCUACCGAGCAGCCCAAGCCCAGUAGUUAUGGCCCAUUGUCGAUCCCAUGGGAGAGCAGGGGAAGUCGCUAACACUAAGCUUGCUACAUAGCAAGCCAUGGGUUACUCCAAAAACCUAGGGGCUGGCCUGUUUGCCAUGCUGCUCCUUGCUCCGGCCGUCCUAGCCUCGGACCCUGACCCUCUCCAGGACUUCUGCGUUGCCAACCUCAACGGCAAGGCGGUCUCGGUGAACGGGCAUCCAUGCAAACCCUUGUUAGAGGCCGGCGACGACUUCCUCUUCUCGUCCAAGCUGGCCAAGGCCGGCAACACGUCCACCCCGAAUGGCUCGGCUGUGACGGAGCUCGACGUGGCCGAGUGGCCCGGUACGAACACGCUGGGUGUGUCCAUGAACCGCGUGGACUUCGCGCGGGGAGGCACCAACCCGCCUCACAUCCACCCGCGCGGGACCGAGAUCGGCAUGGUGAUGAAAGGUGAGCUCCUCGUUGGAAUCCUCGGCAGCCUCGACUCCGGAAACAAGCUCUACUCCAGGGUGGUGCGUGCUGGAGAGACGUUCCUCAUCCCGCGCGGGCUCAUGCACUUCCAGUUCAACGUUGGUAAGACGGAUGCCUACAUGGUUGUCUCCUUCAACAGCCAGAACCCCGGCAUCGUCUUCGUGCCGCUCACGCUCUUCGGUUCCAACCCGCCAAUCCCCACGCCAGUGCUCACCAAGGCGCUAAGGGUGGAGGCCGGGGUCGUCGAACUUCUCAAGUCCAAGUUCGCUGGUGGGUCUUAAUCCUUGGCAGCUUUCCCUAAAAUGGUCUCAGUAUAUAAUUGGAUAUAUGCAUGCCAGUGAAAUUUAAUAAUUGUUCAGCAGAAGACACGUAUUCAAGCUUCUAGCUAAGCUCGCAUGCAGUUGUAAUAAGAUUGAAUAAGUUAGCCUCGCGGUUUAGCCUUCAGAGCCAAUACGAGGAAUCAAAAUGUACUACUUUUUAUUGUCGUAUUUGUAUUGUCGUAUUUGUUCUUUUCGUUGAACGGAAUAUAUAAGUAUCAUUUUCAUAUA